UUCUUUUCGUCAACUUUGACCUUUCAUGACUUGUUCAGAUUUUAUCCAGUAAUUAAUGGAAUCUUCCAUAUUAACUCAGAUUUUAUCCAGUAAUUGUUUGACUUGUUCUAUAUUUAAAGUAAGAUUUCACCUUACUUCUCUUCUAUUAGAAGUCAGAACACAAACUAAUCAUCCUCAAAACAAAAAUAAGAGAGAAAAAAAAAAUGGAUGAAGAGAACGGCACCAUGUCCUGGGAUUCAACGACGAAACAAAGAAAGCCUCUCGGUUGGAAAGCUAUGCCUUACAUAUUAGCGAAUGAGACAUUGGAGAGGCUUGCGUCAUUUGGAAUAAUGGCGAACUUCAUGGUGUAUAUGGUCAAAGAAUAUCAUAUGGACCAAGUUCAAGCUGCAACUCUAAUCAACACUUGGUAUGCACUGACCAAUUUCGCUCCGAUCAUCGGAGCUUUCAUUUCCGACUCUUACACCGGGAAAUUUAGAACCAUUGUAUCUGGUUCCAUCUCAGAGUUGUUGGGCAUGUUCGUGUUGACUCUCACUUCUCUGAUCCCUAAUCUACGACCACCACCUUGCACUUCCGACCAAAUCACCGGAGAAUGUAUCGGCUAUAGCGAUUUGCAGUUAUACGUUUUACUCUCAGGACUCUUCUUGUUAUCAGUCGGAACAGGAGGAACCUGUUCAUGCGUUGUUCCUUUUGGUCUCGACCAGUUCGAUGAUUCGACUGAGGAAGGAAGAGAAGGGAGCAGAAGCUUCUUCAGCUGGUACUAUAUCACUCAUACAAUCGCCCAAUUAGCCUCAAUGACUCUAGUGUUGUACGUACAGAACAACAUUAGUUGGGCCAUUGGAUUCGCUAUCCCGACAGUUCUCAAUUUGGUUGCACUUGUCCUGCUAUUUGUGGGAAUUCGGUUUUAUGUUUUUGUCAAACCUGAAGGAAGUGUGUUCUCUGGUAUCUUCAAGGUUCUCGUGGAUGCUUAUAAGAAACGCAAUGUACAGUCUUCUUCUGAGAUUGACUAUCAUCGACCGUUACUAGAGACAAAUGCGAAAUCAAAUAAACUUGUACUCACUGAUCAAUUCAGAUUCUUGAACAAAGCUGUGAUAGUGCUAAACAACGAUGAGGCCAGAAAUGAGGAGUGGAGAAUCUGCACAGUGGGACAGAUAGAGGACAUAAAGUCCAUCAUAAGCAUUAUUCCAAUAUUUGCUUCGAGCAUUAUAGGAUUUUUGGCUAUGAACCAACAACAAACUUUUACGGUGUCACAAGCGCUAAAAAUGGACCUCCGAUUUCCCGGUACUUCUUACCUAAUCCCUCCUGCUUCUAUUAUUGUCAUAUCACAUCUCACCAUAGGGAUAUGGCUCUCGCUCUAUGAAACCUUUUUGGUUCGACACAUUGAAAACAUUACAAAACAAGAAGGAGGCAUCUCUUUACUCCAAAAAGUUGGGAUUGGAAAUGUUUUCUGCAUCACUACCAUGUUCAUAUCGGGUAUUUUGGAGCAAAAGAGAAGAGAUUUAUCCCUUUCGGGCACAAACAUAUCGAUCUUUUGGCUAGCUCCACAACAAAUACUAAUGGGAUUUUAUCAAGUCUUCACCAUUGUUGGUCUCACUGAGUUCUUCAACAAGCAAGUUCCAAUCAACAUGAGAAGCAUAGGGAACUCGUUGCUUUACUUAGGUAUGUCUUUAGCUAGUUAUCUAAGCAGUGCCAUGGUGAAAAUUGUUCAUGGUGUGACUGGUCGUGGAGGAAGACAUAGUUGGCUCACGGAUGAUAUUGAUACUGGCAAGUUAGAUUAUUUCUAUUACUUUAUUGCCGCUUUGAGCACUCUUAAUCUCGUUUCCUUCUUGUGGUGUGCUCGAAGGUAUCGUUAUAGAAACAUGUGACAACUUUAUUUCUAUAUAAUUAUAUAUCAACACUCAUUUGUAAUGAAACUCAUGACAUUUUAGUAUCA
This is a messenger RNA of Thlaspi arvense, 1930 nucleotides long. Lineage: Eukaryota; Viridiplantae; Streptophyta; Magnoliopsida; Brassicales; Brassicaceae. The record is from the annotation of a GenBank genome assembly.